Oikopleura dioica is the source of this 1593-nucleotide messenger RNA. Lineage: Eukaryota; Metazoa; Chordata; Appendicularia; Copelata; Oikopleuridae. The record is from the annotation of a GenBank genome assembly.
AUGGGCAAAAUAACGAGAUAUUUCCGAUGCGAGAAUAAAAAUUGCAAGAUAAAACCGAAGUGGUCAAACGACAAGCAUCAAGCGGAAGAGCAGGAGUGUUAUCAUUGUCAUUCGACAAUUGAGCCGUAUCAAUAUGAUUAUGAAGGAAGGCUUUUUGGCAAAUUUUGGUGCGAUCGCUGCAAAAAGCAUUGGUUUUCCGGAAAUGCCUCUCAUAAAAAAUGGCAACAAUGUCAAAAGUGUAGUACUCACUGCUUUCCUGUUAUGCUUCGUGAGCAUGAUAUAAGGGACUCUGAUGAAGAACUCGAAUCUGAAGAGGAAGUAGAAAGGCCUCAUCCGCACCACCUUUGUCAGAGAUGUCAGGAGUUAAAAGAACUUUAUGAUGAUCCGGAUGCGAGAUGUGUUGGCGUCGAGUAUGGGAAAAAAUCUACGUCCAAGAACACGAAAAGAAGCGCCCGAAAACCAAAAGUCCUCCCAGCGAAGAAUGAAAAAACAACUGCCACAAAACCUCCGAUGAAUGAGCCAAAGAAAACAGUUGCCCUAGGCCUUUCGCAUUUGCUACAAUACAACUUUAGCAACAAAGAAUCACGGCUAAACAUGAAGAUCAAGAACGAAAAUCCAUUCGAGAUGAAGGCUGAAGCGGAUUUUCAAAAUCAAGUAAAUUCUUAUGACGAUGACUGGUUCUACACUGCGAAUUUACCUUACAGAAUGCUCGAUUAUAAAAUGAAGCUUGAAUCUGGUCAAGUGACUAGGAGUCCUCUUCAUGACCCUUAUCGUCAAAUGUACUUUGAGAACAUGAGAUUGAUCGGUCACAACCAAAGGACUGAAUUUUCCCCAGGCUUUGCUUCCUAUCAACAAUCUCGAAAAUACCGACAAUGGCACGAAGCGGAUCCAGUCAAGAUGCUAAUAGUUCCAAAGACUACGACUCAAGCUAAAGCUUCUGAUAAAUCUGCCACAAAGAAAGACAACGGAAAACCAAAAGAGCAAAAGAAAAGCUCGAAGAAGAAGGAUGAUGAUGACGAGUACUGGGAUUCUGAAGAUGAGUAUGAUCGUAAUAACUGGUUUUACUUUGCAAAUGAUGUGUAUGAAGAUGCACCUUUUCGACUUGUCGAUUAUCAAGAAAAACUUGAAGCUGGAUUGGUGAAGGAGUCCCCAGAGUGCGAUCCUUAUCGAAAAAUGUACAAGCAAUGGUACCACGCGAAAUUCGUCAAGAUGCAGAAGAAUGCCCAGACAAAGUCAGUUACAAAUGCAAAGAAGCAGAAUCCAGGAACAAAACAAGUAGCUCCUGAUAAAACUGCCGUAAAGAAGGAUCAAGCAAAACCCAAAAAGCAAAAGAAAAGCUCGAAGAAGAAGGAUGAGCCUAAAACUGGUCAAUCAAAUACUGGCGAAGCCAAAAAGAAAAAACGGAAGCGAAACCGAAAGAAGGCUGCAAAAACGACUGAUGACAACAAGGAGAACGCGAGGAAGACAAAAAAUCAAGUGAAAAAAGGCGAAACCGGUCUCGAGGCAAAAAUGAAGACUUUGACGAUUUCCUCCUCUCAACAAGCGACACGAACUUCGACUGGUUCUCGACGAGUGCUCUCCAAGCUUGGCUAG